AGAACAUUCUAGUAGAAAACAAAUUCAUGUUUAGAAGAUGCAAGUAGAUGAUGUUUUAUCCUGAAUCUUGACUAUUGUCUUUGUCAUUCACCUAACCUUGAGAAAAUAUCAUCACUUCAAAUUUUCAGAUCACAAAAAAAAAAAAAAUCUUCAAAUCUUGAAUCGUGGAAACCAUAAUUAACGUAAAUGGAGGAGAUGACGGAACCGGAGAGGGUAGCAGGAGGAGGAGUGGCUUUGAGUUUCACGGUUAACGAUGACGAAGCGAUGUUAAAUUCUCCAAAGGUUCUUCCUCCAAGAUUAGGAAGACGUUUGCUUGGAGAGCCCAAAACACCACCCUCCGUCGAAGAAAUCGAAGCUAAGCUCCGUGAAGCCAAUCUCCGUCGCCAGCGAUAUCAUGAAUUGUUGUCGAGUAAAGCACGGUCGUCAACUUCAAAAAGCGGUUUAAGGGAUUGUUUACAAGCAGAGGAGGAUCUGGGGCAGAAAAUUAAAGCAAGGCUCAAUGCUGCUCAACAGAAAAGGCUAAGCAUUCUUACUGAGGCUCAGAUGCGCCUGGCAAGGUUAGAUGAGCACCGGCAAGAAGCUAAAAGUGGACUAGAAAUGCGUUUUGAGAAGGAGCGGGGUGAGCUUGGCAUGAAGGUUGAGUCACGGGUUCAGCAAGCACAAGCAAACCGGAUGCUUCUUCUUAAAGCUUAUGGACAAAGGAGAGCAGCAAGGAGAGAGCGAGCUGCUCAGUCAUUGAUGCAAAAAAUGACCCAAGAGAUCAAGUACAAAGAGAGUGUUCGUGCUGCAAUUUACCAAAAACGUGCUGCUGCUGAGAGAAAACGGCUGGGAUUGUUGGAAGCAGAAAGGACAAAGGCCCAUUCAAGGAUAUUGCAAGUUCAGCGGGUAGCUACGUCCAUCUAUAGUCAACGGGAGAUUGAGAGAAAACGGAUAAAGGACCAGUUGGAAUAUAAGCUCCAGAAGGCUAAGAAACAAAGGGCAGAAUAUUUGAGGCAAAGAAGAAACCUGAAUAGCCAAGCACAUUUCAACUCAAAAACGAUGCAUGAGCAAGGGGAAUAUCUUUCAAGAAAGUUAACAAGGUGCUGGAGGCGGUUUGUAAAAUUGAGGAAAACUACUCUCUCUUUGGCAAAAGCUUAUAUGUCGUUACAAAUUAACCAAGAAUCGGUUAAAUCAAUGCCAUUUGUGCAGCUUGCUCUCUGUAUUGAGUCAGCAACAACCAUUCAAAUUGUGAAAGCCUUUGUCAACCGGCUAGAGAGUCGCAUCACACUCUCACAGGAAGUUACAGGUAACCUAUCUAGUCUUUCCAAAAUUGAUCACCUUCUAAAGUACGCUGCUUUACCAAGUCGUAAGGGCCCUUCAAGCAAUGCUACAAGAAGAGGAGCAAAAAUGAUUAAGUCUAGUAAACUAUCAAGGUACCCUGUCAGAGUUUUGCUGUGUGCUUACAUGAUAAUGGGACACCCAGCUGAGGUUUUCAGUGGAGUGGGUGAGUGUGAGAUUGUGCUGGCUGACUCUGCAGCCAACUUUAUUCAAGAGUUUGAGUUGUUGGUCAAAAUUAUAAUAGACGGCCCCAUUAAAACGUCACAGGAAAUAGCCUCUGCAAAUCCAAGUCAAAAGACUUUCAGAUCUCAGCUGGAAGCCUUUGAUAAAGCUUGGUGCAUUUACCUGCAUCACUUUGUAGCAUGGAAGUCUAAGGAUGCGAAGUUGUUAGAGAAGGAUUUAGUGAGAGCUGCUUGCCAGCUUGAGCUCUCUCUGUUGCAAACCUGCCAGCUGACUUCCAGAAAUGAUGGUGGUCUUACUCGUGAUAUGUAUGGUAUUAAAAAACAGGUUUUAGAAGAGCAGAAACUUCUCAGGGAAACAGUACAGCAUCUGAGUGGCAAUGGUGGGCUGGAACAUAUGGAACAUGCUCUCUCUGAUGUGCGGUCUAGAUUUGUUGAAGCUGAGAAAUCUGGGACUUCAAUGGCAUCUUUUACUUCAGAUAUUUUAUCUUCCUUUUCACGCAAUUCCCUUGAGGGCUCUUCAAUUUCUGGCUUUGGUGAGACGCGUGAUCUGGCUGAAUGUAUUGGAAACUCAAGCCACCAAAUUCUCUCCUUAUCUCAGGCAGAUGAUUCUUCCCCGGUCAAAGAACUUGAUCCUUCACCUUCUAAAAAAACCAUAAAUAGCAUUGUGCACUCUGACUCCAUGUUGGCCAAUGAGAAUGAAUUACUAGUAAAUGAAAUUCUCCAUGAACAUCAUCGUGGUUUUGAUGAUAGUUUUAAUGUUACUGAUGAAGAUCAGAAUAGCCUCAAGGCAAAAGUAAGAGAGACUAUGGAAAAAGCUUUCUGGGAUGGAAUCACAGAAUCCAUGCAACAGGAUGAGCCUGAUUUAAGUUGGGUUCUUAAACUCAUGAAGGAAGUCAGGGAUGAGCUCUGUGAGAUGUCUCCUCAGAGUUGGAGAGAGGAGAUUGUUGAGACUAUUGAUGUUGAUAUUCUUUCCCAGGUGCUCAAAUCAGGAACUUUAGAUAUGGAUUAUCUUGGGAGGAUUCUAGAGUUUGCACUAGUCACGUUGCAGAAACUUUCUGCUCCUGCAAAUGAUGAGGAGAUCAAGACCUCUCACGAUAAUUUACUGAAAGAACUAAGAGAGAUAUCUCAAGCUGCGGAUAUAUCAAAUGCUUCAUUUUCCCUCGUAAUGAUUAAAGGUCUGCGCUUUAUCCUGAAGGAGAUUCAGAUUCUGAAGACUGAGAUUAGUAGAGCACGCAUUAGACUUGUGGAACCACUCAUCAAAGGACCUGCUGGUUUGGAAUAUCUGAAAAAAGCUUUCACUGACCGAUAUGGUUCUCCUGCUGAUGCUACAUCCUUGCUACCUUUGACGAGGAAAUGGAUGGCAUCUGUGCAUGCAGGUGCUGAACAGGAGUGGGAAGAGUACGUAGAUUCUGUAUCUGCUACAACAAGUGAUACCCAAUUGUCUAUUCCAACAGCACUUAGGACUGGAGGCAGUGUUUUAACAACAUCAAAAAUUGGACCUCCAGCUUCCACAACAGGUCUUGAACAGCCAGGAUGCACGGGAGAAAAGGCUGACUUGUUGAUUAGGCUUGGCUUGAUGAAGCUUGUGAUCGGAGUAGGAGGGCUGACUCUUGAAGCUCUGCCCGAAACUCUCAAACUUAAUCUAUCCAGGCUAAGACGUGUCCAAUCACAACUUCAGAAAAUCAUUACCAUCUCUACAAGUGCAUUGGUCCUGAGGCAAACCCUUCUGACAGAGAACUUGGUAACUAGUUCUGUGGACAUGGAGAAUGUAGUAUCUGAGUGUGCGAAGAAGCUUUCUGAGCUAUUAGACAGCGUGGAAGAUGUGGGUAUUUUGGAAAUUGUUGAUACAAUUAGUGCGGUGUCAAAAAGCAGUGGCCAUGAUUCAAAUGAUGAAAAGCUCCGAGCGAGGAAGGAGGUUAUGUCAAACAUGUUGGUGAAAAGCUUGCAAGCCGGGGAUGCUAUAUUUGAGCUUGUGUCUCGCACUAUUUUUCUGGCUAUGAAGGGGGCUGUGUUGGGAGGAAGUGGAUCUAAAGGAAGGGAAUUGGUGGAGACAGCUCUUCGGCGAGUGGGAGCAACUCUUCUUUCAAAUAGGGUAAUGGAGGCUGCUGAAGUUCUUGUUGUGGUGGCAAUGGUUUCAUUGAGCGUUCAUGGCGAAUGGUAUGAAGAAUUGAUCAAGAAUCUGUAACAUGCUCAUAUAAUGUGCUUGUAGAUUGCAUAUUAUCGAAUAUCCUUUGCAUUACAUAUCUGUGUCAGUGAAUGUGUUUGUAUAUCUUGUAUUAUAUAUUGAUGGCUGGUGAUGUUCACUUGUGGUAGACAAGUAGUAGAACGAACACCAACACCGAUCCUACUUUGUGGAUUGGGAAUAUAAGUUGUGACAAUACGUGCAUAAUUUAUGUUUUUUAAACA
Messenger RNA from Populus nigra (black poplar), 3905 nucleotides. RefSeq lists its product as uncharacterized. The transcript has 11 exons. Gene Ontology annotation, biological process: signal transduction. Lineage: Eukaryota; Viridiplantae; Streptophyta; Magnoliopsida; Malpighiales; Salicaceae. The coding region runs from base 187 to 3684 and encodes 1165 amino acids. The record is from RefSeq and is a predicted model, not a curated record.